AUGGAUAACAACGAUGUGUCUUUAGUUGAAGAUACUCAUCACAAGUCACCGUCAAUUCAACAGACGGCCAGAACGUCUCACACAACUUCAGAGCUCGUUCACUCUCAUACGGUGAACCUUUCCAUGCAGCCCGGCGGGACUACUCAUCCUCUUGGUUCCCUUAUUCACCCAACUCCUACUCCUUCACCUCCUCCUUUAUCUAUACAACAAUCGCAAGCUCAGCAACCAAUAAAGUUUGUAUUUGAAAGGUUUUCUUCGGGUGUAAAUACUCCCCCUUCCAUGAACACUCCUAUACCUUCCCCAAGACCGGUAAAUAGGUUAGACGAAGACGCGACUCCUGAUGUAAUGGAUGUCCGCAGAACACAUAAAACUCAACUAACCAUCAAUACGACUCAAAGUACUGAUUUUGCUAAAAAGAACCGUAAUAAACGAAAACACCGCUCAUAUAGAACUUCCUUAGAUUCUCCCAUUUCACUUAACAGAGACGAAGAUUCAAAGUCCGACUCAGAUUACGGGGAUCCCAUGAUAACCGAAUACACCACAAGAAGUGAGGCAUGUUCG
Molecule: messenger RNA, 561 nt
Organism: Funneliformis caledonium
Lineage: Eukaryota; Fungi; Glomeromycota; Glomeromycetes; Glomerales; Glomeraceae
Source: the annotation of a GenBank genome assembly